GUACGGACACGUGUUGCGUGACGUGGAAUGUUGCCUUGGCGCUCCUCCUCUUUCUUCUCCCUCCCUUUCUCCCUUUCUCUCUCUCUUCUUUCCUUCUGUUUCUUUCUCUCUCUACUAUCUCUGCUCACGCCACACGCCCUUUCUCUUUUCUUUUCUCCUCCUCUCUCUUUUUCAACUUCCUUUUACUCAGAGAAAACAUACACAUUGAAUGCUCAUACACUCAUACUUUUCACUCCUAAAAACUCCCCCUUUCUCUUUUCCUAGUCUCUUCUAUACUGUUAAGGGUUUGCUUUUCUGCUGCUAGUUUGCAUAACACUCUUGAUCAGUGACUACAAAAGGAAAAUUACGGUUGCAACUCUAUUUUAGUACAACAUCUAGUUGGUUCCUAAUACAUGGGAAACAGUGAGGAUGGGAAAUCCUGUAAGCUUGAGAAACCCUCUUCCCCUGCACCGGACCAGAGCAAUCUCCAUGUCUAUCCUGAUUGGGCGGCCAUGCAGGCAUAUUAUGGUCCUCGAGUAGCUGUACCUGCAUAUUUCAAUUCAGCUGUUGCACCUGGUCAUACCCCCCAUCCUUAUAUGUGGGGGCCACAGCCUAUGAUACCACCUUAUGGCACCCCUUAUGCAGCACUAUAUGCUCAUGGUGGGGUUUAUGCGCAUCCUGGAGUCCCAAUUGGAUCUCAUCCUCCUAGUCAUGGUAUGGCAACAUCUCCUGCUGUCAGCCAGGCCAUGGAUGGUGCUUCUUUGAGUUUAGAUGCUUCUGCUAAGUCCUCAGGGAAUUCUGAGCGAGGCUUGAUGAAAAAGCUGAAGGAAUUUGAGGGUCUGGCAAUGUCGCUAGGAAAUGGCAGUGCUGACAAUGUUGAGGGUGGAACGGACAACGGACAUUCACAGAGUGGGGAAACUGAAGGUUCAACUGAUGGAAGCAACACAAAUGGAGUUGGGGUCAGUGAGAGAAGUAAGAAAAGGAGCUGUGAGACAACUCCUGAUAACUCUGGUGAUGAUAAGAGUCACUCACGAAGAUGUCAACCUAGUGGCGAAGUAAGUAAUGAUGCUGAGAAGGCAAUUGUCGCUGUUAGUCCUGGUAAGGUUGCAGAGAAAGUGACGGGAACAGUACUUUCUCCUAGCAUGACAACUUUGGAAAUGAGAAAUCCUGCCAGUGCACAUAUGAAAGCUGGCCCAACUAAUGGUUCACCACUCAGCCCUGCACUGCCAAAUGAAGCCUGGUUACAGAAUGAGCGUGAGUUAAAGCGGGAGAAAAGGAAACAGUCUAAUCGGGAAUCUGCAAGGCGAUCAAGAUUGAGAAAACAGGCUGAAGCUGAAGAAUUGGCAGUGCGAGUUCAGUCUUUAACAGCAGAAAACAUGACACUCAAAUCCGAGAUUAACAAAUUAAUUGAGAACUCAGAGAAACUGAAGCUAGACAAUGCUGCUUUAAUGGAGAGACUGAAAAAUGAACAGCUAGGACAGACAGAAGAAGUGAGUUUAGGUAGGAUUGAUGAUAAGAGGCUGCAACCUGUUGGAACAGUAAACCUGCUAGCAAGAGUCAACAAUUCUGGUUCCUCCGAUAGAACAAAUGAGGAGGGUGAAGUUUAUGAGAACAACAGCUCUGGAGCAAAACUUCAUCAGCUACUUGAUACCAACCCUAGAACUGAUGCAGUGGCAGCUGGGUGAUCGAUGGUACACCCCUUACGUUGAGAUCUUAAUAUAUAGUCUGAUAUGUGUAAUUUUGGCGUAAUUAUAAGUCCAAAAUUACUGCUAACUACGGAAGAGGAACAGAAUGGAACAGCUGAUAGGAUUGUGGAAUUUACAGGAUUUCUAAUUUUACCUAAUUGUAGUUUACAGGUCCAGAGAACCAAUGUGUGUGCUCUUUUAAUUUCCUUUCUUUUACUCUUUUUCACUUCCGAGGUGGAUGGUGGCUAUAACAACGUAUGUAAAUUUUAAUCUUCGACAUACUAAAGACUUGAUUGUGGAAAUGCUAUGGAACCUAAAUGUUUUGGUUUGGAUGAUGAAAAUGAGCUUGAUAAUUGAUAAA
This is a messenger RNA of Capsicum annuum, 2025 nucleotides long. Its product is annotated as transcriptional activator TAF-1. The transcript is spliced from 13 exons. The coding region runs from base 393 to 1664 and encodes 423 amino acids. NCBI's taxonomy places the organism in Eukaryota, Viridiplantae, Streptophyta, Magnoliopsida, Solanales, Solanaceae. The record is from RefSeq and is a predicted model, not a curated record. Gene Ontology annotation, biological process: regulation of DNA-templated transcription. Gene Ontology annotation, cellular component: nucleus. Gene Ontology annotation, molecular function: sequence-specific DNA binding; DNA-binding transcription factor activity.